Messenger RNA from Python bivittatus (Burmese python), 2155 nucleotides. RefSeq names its product purinergic receptor P2Y12 (gene P2RY12). Gene Ontology annotation, cellular component: membrane. Gene Ontology annotation, molecular function: G protein-coupled purinergic nucleotide receptor activity. The record is from RefSeq and is a predicted model, not a curated record. Lineage: Eukaryota; Metazoa; Chordata; Lepidosauria; Squamata; Pythonidae. Gene Ontology annotation, biological process: blood coagulation; G protein-coupled receptor signaling pathway.
ACUUCUGCCACUUCUAUUUUGGGAGAAAGACCUCUGCUGAUGGAGUUUACUAUAUAAGCCUUACUUUGGAGCAGUCAGUCAAGCCUAAGUAAAAAGAAUAAAAAGGAAAGCAGAUCAGGAAACUCUUGUUUCCAAUGAAGGACAAUCCAGGUAUACUGUUUCCUACAGAUAUUUAAGAAAGCAACUAAAGCCACCAUGAGACCAGAGUACAGCCCUCUUGGAAACAGCAGCAACUGCACCACUGACAGCAAGAUUAAUCAAGUUCUCUUUCCUUUGUUAUACACCUUUAUUUUCUUUAUUGGCAUAAUUAUGAAUUGUCUGGCCAUGGGCGUUUUUUUCCAGAUCUCCAGCAAAUCAAAUUUCAUUGUCUUUCUCAAGAACAUAGUGAUUUCUGACAUCCUGAUGGUGUUAACAUUUCCAUUCAAAAUUCUCAGUGAUGCAAAACUGAUUUCCUGGAAACUGAGAGGGUUUGUUUGCAAGGUGACUCAGGUCAUAUUUUACUUCACCAUGUACAUCAGCAUUAUUUUUUUGGGACUCAUAACGAUUGAUCGAUAUUUGAAGACUGUCAAACCUUUCAAGUCAUCAAGAACUAACAAAGUAUCAGCGGCUAAGAUUUUGUCCAUAAUUAUCUGGAUUGUCAUGUUUUCUCUUUCCCUUCCAAACAUGAUUCUGACAGACAAAAGGCCAACAUAUGAGAAUGUGAAGAAAUGUGCUGACCUGAAAUCUUACUUAGGACUUGUAUGGCAUGAAAUUGUUACAUACAUUUGCCAGUUUAUCUUCUGGAUUAAUUUUGUUAUCAUAGUUGUAUGCUACAUACUCAUCACCCAGGAACUGUACAACUCCUACAAAAGAACAAGACGUUUGGGAAAGGCAAACAAGAAGACUGUGAAUAUCAAGGUUUUCAUAAUUAUUGGUGUAUUUUUUGUUUGCUUUGUUCCUUUCCAUUUUGCUAGAAUUCCUUAUACUUUGAGCCAAACCAGAGAUGUUUUUCAAUGUUCAACCCAGAAUAUUUUGUUUUAUAUAAAAGAGAGCACUUUGUGGUUGACUUCCCUGAAUGCAUGCUUAGACCCAUUCAUUUAUUUUGCGCUCUGCAAAUCAUUUAGAAAGUCUCUUCUAAAUAAUUUGCAUAAAUGUGUAAUCAAAACAAGAGGGGAUCGUAACAGAGAAACUACAGAUGAAGAGACAACAAUGUAAAGUUAACAAGAAACUGAGCCAAAUAUAGUUUGUAUCACUCUGAUGCAAGAAGUUUUUUUUCUAACAGAAAUUCUACCUCCCUGUUUUUACUGAAAUCAGGAAUUUCACAUACCCCUUGAUACUAACAACCAGCUACAAAAUUAUCACUGCUGCAUUUUCUUUUAAUAUCAUAGCUACAAAGAUUGAUUCACACAGAAAAAAUUAAUUGGACAGUGAGGAAAAAUUCUGUGUACUAAAAUAAAAAGAAAAGCCCUUUAGAGGGAGGGAGGGAGCCCUAAGUAUACAAAAAAGGAGAGACUGUUAAGAAGCUCAGUUAUGGUAUAAGUAUACAUUACUCAGAAAUCCUAGAGACAUAAAAAAAAAAAAAGCUGUUGCAUAAUCUUCAACACAGAAACUAAUAUUAGUAGUUUUACACCUUUGGACUGUUAAGAUCUAGUUCCCAGACACCCUAAUAAUCAACUCCCUCAACUUCCUUUUCCCUUCAGAAAGGCAAAACUCUGCAUCAUUAAAUUAAUAUAUUUAAAACUGAUUUUUCUCAAAGAACCUUGGGCCCUUGGUUUAUUGGAUUAUUUAGAAGCCUGCCUUCCUUGGAUUACUUAUGUAAACCAAACAAGUAGUUUAUGUAAUAUAUAACUUGGGGGUUUACUGUAUUCUGAAAAAAAAUAAUACUGGCAGUUAUUCUAAAUCAUUUUGCCCCAAAUUAUGGAAAAGAAGCACUUAGUUAUAACAAUCUGUACCACAAUUAUUUAAGAACACAGACUAUAAGCAUUACCUUUAUUUUUACUUUAGAAUGAGAAAUAGAUUUUAUUUGCUGUAUAUCAAUGACUGAUUAUGUGCUAUCAAAUCAAGGAUGACAUUUAGCAACCACACAGAUUUUUUUUCCAGGACUGCAUAUCAAUAAACAUCUUAUAAAUCACUGUUUGAGCUUUUUCAGACAAAUAUAUUUAUGAAAUAAAAUUAU